Andrographis paniculata is the source of this 2178-nucleotide messenger RNA. RefSeq names its product aspartyl protease family protein 1-like. The record is from RefSeq and is a predicted model, not a curated record. Gene Ontology annotation, biological process: proteolysis. NCBI's taxonomy places the organism in Eukaryota, Viridiplantae, Streptophyta, Magnoliopsida, Lamiales, Acanthaceae. The transcript is spliced from 11 exons. Gene Ontology annotation, molecular function: aspartic-type endopeptidase activity. The coding region runs from base 332 to 1981 and encodes 549 amino acids.
AUUCGUUCAAUUCACACCUAUUCAUACUGUAAAUUAAUGUUAAGUAUAUACUAUAUUGGUCCAAGAUGCCGUAGCCGUUGACUCAAGGUCAGCCCGCAGUAAAAGCUAUCUUCGUCCCCAUCUUUCUGGUAUCAUUUUCCAAUUGGCAAAGACUGUGAGGGUCCGAUGAUUACUUUCCACAGACCCCACAGUGCGACUCAGACUGCUGAAUUCCUACGUAACGUCCAUUUGGAGGGAGGGUUCGGAAGUCCAGCCAUGGCGCCAAAUCCGCACGACUUUUUUGCGUGUUUUUUCCUCCUUUUAGUUGCCUUUCCUGCUGUGAAUCACAACUAUGGCUGUGUCGCCCUUUCCAGUUUCUACCCCUCCAAUUGACUGGACCAGGGUUUCGGUGUAUUUCGUGUUUCUUGCAGCUUUGGUGCGUUCGAUUAUUGCCGCGCACGGCGGAUCCGAAACCCUAGGGAUUUUCGGUUUCGAUAUCCACCACAGGUAUUCGGAUACCGUCAGGGAGUUUCUCGACGUCGAUGGCUUGCCGGAGAAGGGUAGUCUCGACUACUAUGCCGCCAUGGCUCACAGAGACCGGCUCUUCAACGCGCGCCGCCUCGCCGGCGGCGCCUCUCCUCCGCCGGAAGGUCACCUCACCUUUUUGGGCAGUAACGAGACUUUCCGAAUCAACACCCUUGGCUUCUUGCACUAUGCCAUUGUUUCUGUGGGUACCCCUCCUUUACUAUUUCUUGUGGCACUUGACACUGGAAGUGACCUAUUCUGGUUACCGUGUGAAUGUAGCGAUUGUGCCCGAACCUUGAACUCAAGUUCAGGGAAGAAACUGGACUUAAACAUAUACAGCCCCAGGACAUCCUCAACUAGUGCGACAGUUGCAUGCAAUAGCACAAAGUGCGGACAUAGAAGAUGCUCGCGCACAUUUAAUGGUUGUGCUUAUCAGGCUCUAUACCUUUCCACCAACACAUCAACUACUGGGAUCUUGGUUGACGAUGUGUUGCACUUAGGUUCCGAUUCCACACCCCAAAUACCAGUCGAUGUCCCAAUUACAUUAGGAUGUGGGAUAGUUCAGACAGGUGAUUUCUUGAGAGGAGCUGCCGUUAACGGUCUGUUUGGGCUCGGAAUGAACAAUCUAUCUGUCCCUAGCAUUUUAGCUAGCGGUGGCCACACAGCGAAUUCCUUCUCUAUGUGUUUCCGGCAUGAAGGAAUCGGGAGAAUAGAUUUUGGCGAUAAAGGGACUCCCGGCCAGAAUGAAACUUCAUUUAAUCUACAACAGUCACACCGUUCCUACAAUGUUACCAUAACGCAAAUAGCUGUGGAGAAAAACGUCACCAAUCUCGAAUUCACAGCUAUAUUUGACUCUGGCACGUCAUUUACGUAUCUGAAUGAUCCGGCUUACUCGGCUAUUGUAGAGAGUUUCAAUCCUCAAAUAACUGAGCCACGCUAUCGGCCUCCAAGGAAGAUUAUUUUCGACUAUUGUUAUGCCCUCAGUCCUAAACAAGAUAGCUAUACCAUCCCGAGCUUGAGCUUGAUAAUGAAGGGUGGGAACCAAUUUUCUGUUCUUGCACCAACAAUUGGAAUUCCCCGGCAGGGUGGAUAUGCAUAUUGUUUGGCUAUUGUCAAAAGUGACGAUGUUAACAUUAUUGGACAAAACUUUAUGAGCGGCUACCGACUAGUGUUUGAUCGUGAGAAGAUGGUUUUAGGCUGGAAAGAAUCCGACUGCUUCACUGCCACGUUGAAUAAUGGAUCGAGCAAUACUUCUCCUGUAGUCAAUCGUAACGACACAGAAGCUCCUUUGCCGAGGCCUGGGAACAGAAUUCCUGGGCCGGCUUCAUCCCCGGAACAACUACUGCCCCCACCGGCAACUCGUGGAAGCAGCAGCGCAGCUGCGGCGCUGGCCGGAUUGGAGUACCACGAGGCCAACAGACUUUUGGUGUUCAUACUUUCGAUAUUUCUCCAUCUCUUAAUCAUUCUGUCUUUUUGAGGGGUACCUUACCUCACUUGAGUACUGGUCAGUUUUCUCGCAUACACACCAUAUAUAUAUAUAUUGCAGGGAAAAUUUGAAUGGUUUUCAUUUUUUGAGGUGAACUGAUUAUAUGCAUAUCACAGUAGAGUAUUACUAUUAUUAUUUGUGUCUAGACACAGUUUAUUUUCAAUGGUUAUAAUAAUGAUUAUACUUUA